Tinamus guttatus (white-throated tinamou) is the source of this 783-nucleotide messenger RNA. It is a transcript of the gene AQP5, whose product is annotated as aquaporin 5. The record is from RefSeq and is a predicted model, not a curated record. Gene Ontology annotation, molecular function: water channel activity. Gene Ontology annotation, biological process: carbon dioxide transport; transmembrane transport; water transport. NCBI's taxonomy places the organism in Eukaryota, Metazoa, Chordata, Aves, Tinamiformes, Tinamidae. Gene Ontology annotation, cellular component: plasma membrane; apical plasma membrane.
AUGAAGAGGGAAAUAUUAACCCUGGCCUUUGCGCGAGCCGUCUCCGUGGAGUUCAUCGCCACGCUCAUCUUCGUCUUCAUCGGCCUCGGCUCGGCGCUCAAGUGGCCCUCAGCCCUGCCCAGCAUCCUGCAGAUCUCACUGGCUUUCGGGCUGGCCAUCGGGACCAUGGUGCAGGCGUUUGGCCACAUCAGCGGCGCCCACAUCAACCCGGCCGUGACCAUCGCCUUCUUCGUGGGCAACCAGAUCUCAUUCCUGCGGACGAAAAAAAUGGUUGGGGCCAUCGCCGGGGCAGGCAUCCUCUACGGCGUCACACCGGCCAAUACCCGCGGCAACCUGGCCAUCAACGCGCUCAACAACAACACGAGCCCGGGCCAGGCGCUCGUGGUGGAGAUGAUCCUCACCUUCCAGCUGGCCAUCUGCAUCUUCGCCUCCACGGACAACCGCCGGAGCGGCGGCGUGGGCUCCCCGGCGCUCUCCAUCGGCCUCUCUGUUGCUCUUGGCCACUUGAUCGGGAUCUACUUCACCGGCUGCUCCAUGAACCCGGCGCGGUCCUUCGGCCCAGCCGUCAUCAUGAGGAGGUUCAGUCCUGCACACUGGGUCUUCUGGGUCGGGCCCAUCCUCGGCGCUUGCCUGGCAGCGCUGCUCUACUUCUACGUGCUGGUGCCCUACUGCAUGAGCAUGUCGGACAGGAUGGCCAUCGUCAAGGGCACCUACGAGUCGGAGGAGGAGUGGGAAGAGCAGCGGGAGGAAAGGAAGAAGUCCAUGGAGCUGACCACCCCGUAG